Messenger RNA from Thamnophis elegans (Western terrestrial garter snake), 2283 nucleotides. It is a transcript of the gene ATF7IP2, whose product is annotated as activating transcription factor 7 interacting protein 2. Bases 169 to 1866 code for a protein of 565 amino acids. The record is from RefSeq and is a predicted model, not a curated record. Gene Ontology annotation, cellular component: nucleus; transcription regulator complex. Gene Ontology annotation, molecular function: transcription coregulator activity; protein binding. Gene Ontology annotation, biological process: regulation of DNA-templated transcription. NCBI's taxonomy places the organism in Eukaryota, Metazoa, Chordata, Lepidosauria, Squamata, Natricidae. The transcript has 11 exons.
GUGGCCGGCAGGAACGGCCGUGGCCCCCCAGGAGGGAGGAGCCGCCCGGGUCCCGCCGCCCUUCCGGGGUCUCCCUCCCUGGCCCCCGCCUGCCCGGAGCGACAGCCCGGCCGACCAGGGGAGCCCCCGGGGCCGCCGGUGGUGCAAGGCAGGCGGGGAGCCGGGAGGAUGAAUCCGGGCACGGAGAUCCAGAAGCCGCUGCGGGCCAGGAAGACGAUGCCUCAGAGCAGCCGGAAGCAGAUGGUGCACCUGAGCAGGAGGAAGGCUGGGGAAGGAGCUGUGGGCCCAGCGGGGCCGGUUGAAGCCAGCGGGGCCCAGGAAGAGGCCGGAGCCAGGCUGAAGCCACUGCCGGCCAAGGAGCCCCUGCCCGGCUUGCUGGUGAAUUCCGAAAUCAGCAUCUAUAAGGACUCCCAGGAGAUGCUCCAGGACCUCCCCAACCCGGGGGUCCGGCAGUUCCUGAAUGCCAGCACGUUGCAGGAUAUCCUUCGUUACUGUUACGAAAAGGGCUCCGGCUGCCCCUUGUCGAAGCCGAUCGAAGCGCCCCUGGAAUCAGCACCGGCUGCCCAGCUCCCAGAUCGGCUUCCGGUGGCCUCUUCCACGCACAAAAAGGCAGAUGUAGCAGCCGAAACGCCCGGCUGCCAAACUCUUCCGGCGUUGCAAGAGGAAGAAAGACGCUUUGGGGUGCCCGAAACAGACAGGGUGGUGCCCGCAGGGCCCCUGGGAGACGGUCAGAGGAAGAGGACGGCGUCCAGCAGCGGCGAGGAAGGCAGCGUCCUUUCCAAGCGCAGCAAAGCCUCCGGGGACCCCGCACAGCGGACCACCCCAGCCAUGGAGAAAGCGGAGUCCGGCCUGGAAAAGGCCAGGGGGUGGAUUCGAAGUCAGCUGAAGGCCUCGAUGAGGGAAUUUGACCAGGGUCUCCGACACUUGAGUGAAAGAAUUGAUCGCACGCAGUGCCUGCGGAAACACGAAGGCAUCGCUAUUAAGAUUGUAAAGAAAAUUUCCAGACUGGACAGGCACAUCAAUGCUCUGAUAGCAUUCCAGAGGAAGGAGCCCUCCUCAAAGGUCAAGCAGCCCAGGGCACAUGCCCAAUGCAAAAUGUUCAAUGGUGCCACCCUGCCUCCGAACACAAACGCGGCUGGCAAGCUGGUGCCACCAACACUGACCGAAAUCCUGUCUCCCACGGCGGAAAGGUCGUCCGGUGCUGAUGGGUUCCCCUGCGUUGAGGCGCCGAAGCCAAGCUCGGGGGUGCUGGCAGCCGGGGCUCCAGCUCCUCCACCGAAAGCAGCUGCCGGAUACCCAGGCCCUCCAGGUGACCAGAUGAGCGAGUCCCAGGGUGCGCUUGUGAUUGACUUAACGGACGAAGAAAGCAAACCUGAUAAAGGAGAGAAGGAACAAGUGGCAGGAAUCAGGCACCUGGGCCAGCCGGAGAGCCUUCCGCAGCCUUCGAGAGAAUCCCUGGAUCAGGUGCCCCCGAGGGUCCCGCGCCUGCCUGCCUUGCCGAGCGUAGAGCCGGACCCAGCGCCCUGGGAGGACCUGGGAGACUCUCCGCCCCCUCAGAAGCUGGACCUGGUGGUGGCUCAGGUGAACCAGCCCAAAGGCAUCGCCCUCCAGUGGAACGUACGCUGCGUGGACCCCCGGUGCGCCCCCAUCGAGAGCUUCUCCUUGUUCAUCUGCCUGGAGGACGUGGACAGCGGGACCACCUCCGAGUGGAAGAGGACCAGCGUCAUCAAGGCCCUCCCGCUGCCCAUGGCCUGCUCGCUCUCACAGUUCCCCCGCUCCGUCAAGUGCCACUUCACCAUGCGCGCCAAGGACGUCCACGGGCGCCAUGGGCCUUUCUGCGAGGUCCAGUCCAUCUCGGCUCUCUAGAGGGGGCUCGGGGGGAGCGGCAGGACCCUUCCCUAACCCGACACCCCUUUUCCGGGGUACUUUUGAGGGGCAUUAUUUCCCCAGCUCAAGGUGUGGAAAAGACCCCCCCGGCCAGUCCUCGGUUGCCCUUUUUUCCCCUCCCACACUAAGCAUCCCAUGUGAGGGAACAUGGGAGAGAAGGCUGGGAAGACGGCCACCCAACGCUGAAGCCUCCAGAGAGAGAGAAAGUGGAAGGUUUGUCCCCUUCCCCUGGGGGAGAAUCAGACUCAGGACCCCCAAGAGGGGGAACUUUGCUUUCAGUAUUGUUUUCAUCCCUUCACCAGUAGGAUGAGAGAGAGAAAUGUUCUCUUGGCCCAAAGCCAAGUGGGUCAAAAAAAAAUUUGUUUUUGAAAUAAAGUGCCUUUUCUGUUAGAUUUU